CGCGGCCACGGACACGCGCGCACCCAGAGGGCUCCUCUCUUCUCGCUGCCCGCACUUAUGCCCGGUGCAGCUCGCUCCCAGCCCCGCUGCCAACCUGCUGCCGAGCGCUGCCCCGGAGAAGCCGCAGCUCAGCCCCGUGCCGGACCCCCGGAGCCCCCCCCAAGUGCAGCGAGCAAGGGCACAGGAUGGCCUCAGCCCUCCCGCUGCUGCUGCUCUGCGCCUUUGCCCCCGCGGCGGUCCCGGAGGUGCUUGGCCCCGGAGAUGGCACAGAUGACCUCAAGGCGCUGCAGGUCUCCAUCCCGCGGCACCCGGCCCUGGACGCCGUGCUGGCGGGGGACGUCACCAUCCCCUGCCUCAUCACCUACCUCGGGCCCCUGCCCACCGCCGGCACGGCCGGGCGCAGGGCGGUGCUGGGCGCCCCCCGGGUCAAGUGGACCUUCAUCUCCGAGGGCAGGGAGGUGGAGAUCUUGGUAGCGCGGGGGGACAGGGUGAAGGUGAGCGAGGACUAUCGCCUCCGCGCCUCCCUGCCCAUCUUCCACCAGCGGUACACCAACGCCUCGCUGCUGCUCACCGAGCUGCGCCCCAACGACUCGGGGAUUUACCGCUGCGACGUGCAGCACGGCAUCGAGGACGGCCACGACAUCCUCGACCUCAGAGUCAAAGGGGGUGUGUUUCACUACCGCGAGGGCUCCAUGCGCUACGCCUACACCUUCGCCGAGGCGCAGGAGGCUUGCGCCAGGAUCGGCGCCCGCAUCGCCACCCCCGAGCAGCUGUACGCCGCCUACCUGGGCGGCUACGAGCAGUGCGAUGCCGGCUGGAUCGCCGACCAGACCGUCAGGUACCCCAUCCACACGCCCCGUGAGGCUUGUUAUGGAGACAUGAACGGCUUCCCUGGGGUGAGGAACUACGGGGUGGUGGACCCGGAGGACAUGUACGACGUGUACUGCUACGCCGAGGACCUGCCAGGGGAGAUCUUUUUGGAGACGGCCCCAGACAAAUUCACGCUGGAGGAGGCGGAGGCGCGCUGCCGGGCGCGGGGCGCGGUGCUGGCGAGCCCGGGGCAGCUCUACGCCGCCUGGAGCGCGGGGCUGGACGCCUGCAGCCCCGGCUGGCUGGCCGACGGCAGCGUCCGCUACCCCAUCGUCACCCCGCGGGAGCGCUGCGGCGGGGCGCUGCCCGGCGUCAAAACCAUCUUCCUCUUCCGCAACCAGACGGGGUUCCCCGAUGCCCAGAGCAGAUACGAUGCGUACUGCUUCCGAGAAGGGACAAACUCUAUCCCUGAGGCCGCAGGAAAAUACGGAGCCAGAGAGCCCGAGGGCCUCCAGGAGAUUGUUACAGUGGCAGAAAAGCUGGAGGAGCUGCAGCUGCCCAAAGCGCAAGUGGAGAUUGAGUCGCGAGGGGCUAUUUACGCCGUCCCUUUCUUUAAGGACGUGGCUGACGCUGAGCUGGAAAAGCCGAGCCUGUCCCCCGAAGACGCCCUGGGGCCGGGGGCCUGGCACCCCCCGCUAGCUACCUCCGUGUCCUCAGCUCGAGGACAUCACCCAACCUCUGCCACCCCCUUCCCCAUGGCCCCGGCCGUCCCCGAGGCAGGCGUCCCGCUUAGCUGUGGUGCAAAACCGGGGAGCCCGUCCCCUGCAGACGAGGAAGGGGCGACAGGGACGGGUGGAAAGUGCGCAGAGGCCGGGCGAGAGCCGUCCCGCACGGGGGAGGAGGGAGCAGCGCUGGAGCGGCCGCUGGGCUCCGCACCGGGCAGGGACCCCGGGAACACCGCAGCAGAGAGCCUGGGGGGACGGCGAGACCCCGGCCAGCCCACGGAGCCAGACACAGUGGGAGCAGAAGGACCCUCUGACGCCCCGUCCCCGGCGGUGGCCACAGCAGAUAGCCAAGAGCCAGCCCCCGGGCCGCACGGCCGCGGGUCCGGUGGGACGAGCAGCCCUGUCCCUGCUGUGGGGGCUGCCGAGGACGCCGAGCUGUCCGGAGACGUGGCCGAAAGCCCCCGGGGGGCGUCCCCGCUGCCCCCCUCACAGCUGCAGGAGGACGGCGAGGAGCAGUCGGGGGCCCUGUGGCUCCCCUCGCCCACGGCCCCAGGGGACGGGGGCACGGUCCCCGCGGCGGAGGCGACGGUGGUCACCCCGUGGCACACUGAGGUGCCCGGCAGCAGCGACGCACCGGCCACUGGACACGAGGCUGUGCCACAAACCCCGGGCACUGGAACACCCGCUGCGUCUUCGGAAGAAGAGGAGGAGAAGGAAGAAGAAGAGGAGAAGGAAGAGGAGGAGGAAGAGGAAGAGCGACCCAUGCCCUCUGUCGCAACCGUGGAGGGUUUCCUUGCAGCCGUUCCCGGAGAACCAGGUGGCUGCGUCCCCAACCCCUGCCUCAACGGAGGGACCUGCACCGAGGACGGCGCCCGCCUCGCCUGCCUCUGCCUGCCCGGCUACGGAGGGAGCAGCUGCGAGAGACCGCUGAAGAGGUGCAGCCCCGGCUGGGACAGCUUCCAGGGAGCCUGCUACAAGCACUUCUCCACCCGGAGGAGCUGGGAGGACGCGGAGACGCAGUGCAGGCACUACGGGGGGCACCUGGCCACCAUCCUGACCCCCGAGGAGCAGGACUUCAUCAACGACCAGUACCGGGAGUACCAGUGGAUCGGCUUGAACGACCGGACCAUCGAGGGGGAUUUCCAGUGGUCCGACGGGAGCCCCUUGCUCUACGAGAACUGGCACCCCGGGCAGCCCGACAGCUACUUUCUCUCCGGGGAGAACUGCGUGGUCAUCGUGUGGCACGACGGGGGGCAGUGGAGCGACGUCCCCUGCAACUACCACCUCUCCUACACCUGCAAAAUGGGGCUGGGUAAGCCGUGCCCCCCCCGCCCCGGCCCCAAAAUGGGGAGAGGAGAGGGUCUGGGGGCAUCCUCCACUUGCUUGGGGUUUACGCUGGGAACCCGGAGGGUGGCGUGGGGCGGGGUUCGUCUGGCACAGGGGUGCCCACCCUUGCCCCCCCCCUGCCUGCAGUGCAGUGCGGGCCCCCCCCCGCCGUCAGCAAUGCCCACGCCUUCAGCAAAGCCAAGCCGCGCUACGAGGUCGGCUCCACCGCCCGCUACCAGUGCCGCCACGGCUUCGCCCCGCGCCGCUCGCCCGUCAUCCGCUGCCGCGAGGACGGGACGUGGGAGCGGCCCCAGCUCUCCUGCCGCCCUGGGCUGGCUCAGCACCCCGGCGACUGAGCGGGUCCCCGAGGCAGGAGGCUCCCCGGUGGAUGGGGACGGCACCGGGACGCCAGCGCGGGCACCGGCGGGGCGAGGAGCCUGCCCUGUGGGUGCCCGCCCUCUGCUUGUUUUAUAUCUGUACAAAGAAACCCCGAUAACUAAAGAUCCCCUGAAAAGGAGUCAGCAGCGACCCGCGUGGCGUCUCACCUCGCACGAGGGCUGUUGGGGUCCUGGAGUGACCACAGAGCCAAAAUCGGGGAGGGGGGGGAGGGAUCCUGGGGGGGGGGUCACAGCUUGGAGGUGGCAGCAUCAUCUCCAGCCGCUUGCUCCCACCUUUGCCCCGUGGGUCCUCACCCUACAAGAGCGGGAUGGGGACAUCGAGGAGGUGCCCUGGACAUGGCCACGCUGCUGGGAGCGGGCGCAAGUCGCCCAAGCCCCCCCGGUGCUGCUGUGGGAUUAAAGCAGAUAAAUGGGUGGCACAGAGCCGUGCCUCGGCCCUUCGGGGCAGCCGAGAGGCAGGGGUACCCAGCCCUGAAAUUGGGAAUGUGGGGUGCACACCAGUGCUGCUGGCACAGCGAUGUCCCCACGGCCACGGAAAUGGGGAGGCGCAGCCCAAAGUGUCCCCCAAAUCCCGGUGGCCGCGGGGACCCGGCAGGGUUUGGGUUGGGAAGCUGCUGCUGGCAGACGUGCAGGGGGGCAGGGGGCACCUCGCAGGGCUGGGGCCACCCGUGUCUCCCCACGCUGCUACCUCCAGCGCCAGUGCUUUUUAUAACUGUCCCCGGCUGUGUCACCAACCCAGAAACACCCCCAGUGCGGUGCCAGGAACACCGAUAACACCAGGACACCCCGAGGGGGGGUCCCUAUAAGCUGUCCCCUGCUUGAAACAAGAAGUCCUUGGCAGAUCCCCAUCGCUGAGAGCCCAGGAGGUCCCGGGGGCAGAGGGCACAUGAGGGCACAGCUUCGUCAUGCAGCUUUACCGUCGCUUUAUUAAUUAAGAAAGCGAA
Messenger RNA from Cygnus olor (mute swan), 4203 nucleotides. It is a transcript of the gene BCAN, whose product is annotated as brevican. NCBI's taxonomy places the organism in Eukaryota, Metazoa, Chordata, Aves, Anseriformes, Anatidae. Gene Ontology annotation, biological process: cell adhesion. Gene Ontology annotation, molecular function: hyaluronic acid binding. The coding region runs from base 186 to 3659 and encodes 1157 amino acids. The record is from RefSeq and is a predicted model, not a curated record. The transcript has 14 exons.